This is a messenger RNA of Parnassius apollo (apollo), 348 nucleotides long. The record is from the annotation of a GenBank genome assembly. NCBI's taxonomy places the organism in Eukaryota, Metazoa, Arthropoda, Insecta, Lepidoptera, Papilionidae.
AUGCAUGGCGCUCAAGUAAUAUCAAGUCACGUUGUACCUAUCGGACUGCUAUCAGAGGAGGCUGCUGAAGCCCGGAAAAAACAUUUCCGUAAAUAUGGCGUAGACUUUGCAAGAAAAUUUUCUAAAGUGGACUGCAACACAGAUAUUUUAAAUAGGUUGUUACUGACAUCCGAUCCCUUCAUCAGCUGCAACAGAACAAAACGGAAGAAGAAAAGCAAGUCUUUUUCCCAGGAAGCUAUUAGUAUUCUUCUCACGAAAACACUGAAUUGUGACAGUUCCAGUGACGAAGAUUAUGAGGACCAAAUCACCUGUGAACUCGGAAACAACAGAUUACUGCAGCUGAAGUAA